AUGACACAGAAUGCCGUCCAGAGCGCGACAGAUCCGGUUAACACUAUGGUAUACACAAACAUGCCCCUCGACAAAGGCAAGCCAGAAUCCUGGCUCUCAACUGUGAGUGCCGUAUUACUCAAUAACGGGGCACGUAUAGACAAUACGAAAUAUGAGAUUUUAUCAUAUGAUGAUUUCCACAAUAUCAGGACCAACAGUGUCGAGGACCUUCAAAAAUUACAAUCAUCUUGGCGAAAUCUCGAUCUUAGACGCAAAGAGCUAGCUACCGUAGGAAAUGGCGUAGAUGGUGGCAGCAAAGUCUCAGGUUCGGAGCUGCUUGCGUGCGAGAAACAGUACACUGGUCUUAUCUUGAAGCAUUCCAGACUUGAACAGCAGUGGUCGAAGAGGCAAGAGGAGCUUCUCAAGCACUAUAUUGCAAUUUUCCAAUAUUUACAUCUUCUUAUCAAGGAGGAUUCCUCAUUCAUCAAGCCUCUAUCUCCAGAUGAUGAACAGGAUCAAAUAGGCAAACUUGAACGUCUCUCCAGAAUAUUGGAGCCAUUGAAAUUGAAACUUCAAAUAGAGCAAUCGAAACUCAAAAGCACUAGGGAGUGCGGCCACAACCCAAGCCAUGAGAUCACUAAGCUCGAACGACUCUGUAAUGAUCUUACAUUAGAGAGAUAUAAUGUAGAGCGGCGCAUAUUGCUUCUCGGACAAGAAAUGCUCAAACACCGAGUUGCCGGUUUUCUUGUACAGCUCAUGGACACUACUUUGGCCCCUGAAAGUACGCUCAUUAAUAACGGUCGAGGAGACUCCCAGGCCUUUGGUCGGAGCAGCCCACAUAUCUCCGAGAUCGAUAGGUCGGGUAGUUGUCCGCCAAGCGUGUCAGAGUUAACUUCUUCCCGAGAAAACCCAACAGCAAAGUUGCCCCCCUACGACGAAAACACCAGCAAGCCGAAGAACAACCAGAACAACCUGAGAAUUGCCGAAGAAUCACAACGAUAUAAUGUUUCGAGAGCUGGCGGCAAUAUCAUGGGAGAACAUUCAGGAUUCAUAAACGCGCAACAAACUGCUAUCCUACCAACAGUAGGUGGCGAUAGUACGUUGAGAAACGAGCCUAAAGGCGCAGAAAAAACGGUAGAAAUAUUGGAUGUACGAACAUACAGGGAACAAACUGAUGAAGAAAUUGAAGAAAGUGAUGAAGAAAUGGAUGAAGAAGUUGGUGGGGGAAAUGGUGAAGAUGGGGGCGAGGACCUGAGUGACACUGAAUAUGACGAUGGAUUGAGUAGAACCUCGAGCCCGGAAUUAGGCAAGCUGGCAGAAUUGGAACGUCGACAACGGCUUAUGCGCCGUGUGGUAAAUUCGGAAGACGUGGAGUGGCAACUGACCCAAGAAAAUCGGGAGCUCCUUGAACGCUUACAGCAAGAGAAGGAAAGCGUCAACAAGCUUCAGACUGCGCUCGACCAAAAUGCUCAAAGAGGUUUCUCCGAGGACGACCCAAUGAAGGCUGCUAUUAUAAACCUCAUGGCCCAAGCGGUCAUAGUGAGGGGUGUAGUCGAUGCAACCUCUGGUCUUCCUAAAGAUUUGGAAGAGAGCGUUGCACUGCUAGGAGACACAACAAGGAGUUUAGCGAAAAUAGUGAAAAUAGAAGGUGCUGGAGGCAGAUGA
Messenger RNA from Metarhizium robertsii ARSEF 23, 1644 nucleotides. RefSeq lists its product as uncharacterized. The transcript has a single exon. The record is from RefSeq and is a predicted model, not a curated record. Lineage: Eukaryota; Fungi; Ascomycota; Sordariomycetes; Hypocreales; Clavicipitaceae. The coding region runs from base 1 to 1644 and encodes 547 amino acids.